GGCGCGGCGGCGGCUCCUGCGCACAACGAAGCGGCCGGGCAAGAUGGCGGACAAAGAGAAGAAAAAGAAGGAGAGCAUCUUGGACUUGUCUAAGUACAUCGACAAGACGAUCCGAGUGAAGUUCCAGGGAGGCCGAGAAGCCAGUGGAAUCCUGAAAGGGUUUGACCCGCUGCUCAACCUCGUGCUGGAUGGUACCAUCGAGUACAUGAGAGACCCUGAUGACCAGUACAAGCUCACGGAGGACACCCGGCAGCUGGGCCUGGUGGUGUGCAGGGGCACCUCCGUGGUGCUCAUCUGCCCGCAGGACGGCAUGGAGGCCAUCCCCAACCCCUUCAUCCAGCAGCAAGAUGCCUAGCGGCCGGGGCCGCCCCUCCCCCAGGACUCGGGCCACCCGUAGGAACGGAACUUUCCUUUUUGUAUAGCUUAUGUUUUUGUUUUCUUUAUAAAAUUGCAAACCUCAAGUGUCCAGGA
Molecule: messenger RNA, 471 nt
Organism: Balaenoptera acutorostrata (minke whale)
Lineage: Eukaryota; Metazoa; Chordata; Mammalia; Artiodactyla; Balaenopteridae
Gene: LSM7
Product: LSM7 homolog, U6 small nuclear RNA and mRNA degradation associated
Exons: 4
Coding region: 44-355 (103 amino acids)
Biological process (GO): nuclear-transcribed mRNA catabolic process; mRNA splicing, via spliceosome
Cellular component (GO): U2-type prespliceosome; catalytic step 2 spliceosome; Lsm1-7-Pat1 complex
Molecular function (GO): RNA binding
Source: RefSeq, a predicted model, not a curated record